Molecule: messenger RNA, 2229 nt
Organism: Thalassophryne amazonica
Lineage: Eukaryota; Metazoa; Chordata; Actinopteri; Batrachoidiformes; Batrachoididae
Product: noelin-2-like
Biological process (GO): signal transduction
Source: RefSeq, a predicted model, not a curated record
CACAGGGAGGGAGGGAGAGACAGAGAGUUGUUGGAUAAAUGAGAGCAGCUCUGGCUCAGUGUGUUGAAGGAGCAGCUCCUGCAGCCAGGGCUGAUCCUUUGGAUGGAGACAUCUGGACGGGCUUGUGCUGCAGGAAUGAUGCUCUGACGGGGAGGAGAAGGCAGGCUGCAGGCAGGGCCACCGAUCAGCACUCACGCUCCUGGGACUCAGAGUUUGGAUGGUUGUUGCAUAUUUUCUGUAACAUCAUGCUGGAGUUUGACCACCAGACUUCUUCCUGCAGUUUGGACUGUGUGUGAGAGCCGGGGGGGUCAGGAUGAGCGUUCCCAUGUUGAAGAUCGGCGCGGUGCUCAGCACCAUGGCUAUGGUCACCAACUGGAUGUCCCAGACUCUGCCCUCACUGGUCGGACUCAACGGAACCACAAUCUCCUCCGAGGGAACACAUGAGCGGAUCGUCAGUGGCUUGUACCCGGGUUCAGAGGAAGGCUGGCAGGUGUACAGUACCGCCUCAGAUCCCGAUGGCAGGUGCAUCUGCACGGUGGUCGCUCCGGCACGGAACCUCUGCAAACGAGACCCUCGGAGUCAACAACUACGCCUGCUGACUGAACAGGUUCAGAAUGUGAGUCAGUCCAUGGAGGUUGUGGAUCUGCGGACAUCCAGAGACCUGCAGUACAUCUGGGACUCUGAGCCGCUGCUGAGAGGAGUAGAUGGACGCUUACACACAUAUGUGGCCAACUCCCGCAUGCUGACUGCUAAGGGCCUGCAGGAGCUUAAGGGCCAGAUGUCUCAGCUACGACCCCUUCUGUGUUUGGAGCAGUACAGGACCGACUUGCAGACGUUGGCCACCCUGCGAAUGGAGCUGCUUAACCUGUCAAUCAUCUUGACAUCCAUUCAGGAAGAGGUGGGGGCGUACGACUACGAGGAGCUUCAGCAGAGGGUUCUUCUGCUGGAGACCAGGCUGCACAGCUGCAUGAACAAACUGGGUUGUGGGUCGCCUGACAGCAGUCAGCAGGCCCAGUCAACCGGGAGAGCCUCGGGGUCCCGCUUUGGCUCCUGGAUGACUGAUGCCAUGAUUCCCAGCUCUGACAGUAGGGUGUGGUCGAUGGAUGGCUACUAUAAAGGCAGGCGUGUCCUGGAAUACAGAACCAUGGGCGACUUCACAAAAGGGCAGAACUUUGUGCAGCAUCUGUUACCUCACCCGUGGGCAGGAACCGGCCAUGUGGUGUACAACGGCUCGCUCUACUACAACAAACACCAGAGCAACAUCUUGGUUCAGUACCAUUUCCGUUCACGCAGCGUGUUGCUGCAGCGCAGCCUAAGCGGAGCCGGUUACAACAACACCUUCCCCUACAGCUGGGGAGGAUCUUCUGACAUUGACCUCAUGGCAGAUGAGACGGGGCUCUGGGCUGUCUACACCUCCAUCCCAAAUGCUGGAAAUAUACUGGUGAGUCGCCUGGACCCUCGCUCGCUUGACAUCCUCCAGAGCUGGGACACCGGUUUUCCUAAACGCAGCGCCGGGGAGACCUUCAUGAUCUGCGGCACCCUCUACGUCACCAACUCCCACCUGGCAGGCGCCAAAGUCCAUUUUGCAUACCACACCAACUCCUCCACGUACGAGUACACUGACAUCCCUUUCCACAACCAGUACUCCCACAUCAGCAUGAUGGACUACAACCCCAGAGAGCGGGCUUUGUACACCUGGAACAACGGACACCAGGUCCUCUACCACGUCACGCUGUUUCACGUCAUCCAGAGUGACGGCUAGAUCAGCAUGUUGUCGGUCAUUCACAUCAACAGAGGAGCGAGUCCUGUGUGUUCGAUAUCCUAGUGGACAGUGUGACCUCACCGAGCUAAUAACCAGACACAGUACACGAUUGUUAAAGUGUAAAGGUCAUGACAAGAGUGGUCAUCAUGUCUCAGGCGAAGAUGAACUGUCCCUGCUGUAGUCAGAGUGGCGUGGGCGAGACACGCUGAUGGAGAGAAGUCAGAGCUCAUACAUAUUCUGUCGCGUUUCAUUCCACUCAUGUCUCCACAAGCGAUUUGGAAGUAAGGUCGAAUUGUUGGAAACGCUGCUCGUGAACUGAAUGUUAAGUAACUUCAAUCUUCAAGUUGUCUUCAAGUGGUAACAAGAGGGCAGCCGACGUGAUUGGCUCUUUUCUGGGUUUGUGAUGUGAUCGUGGACGUGUUUAGUCAGCAUGGUUGUUCAUUAAAUAAACUUUCGUGUUAAACUUU